AUUUAAUUUUUGCUUUCCCAAUUUCUGGUCGGAAAACCGUUUUUCGUGUAAUUCAUCUCCGACAUCAACCCAUUCGAGACGGCUUCUUUUUUUUUUUUCUUUUUUUCAAGUUUCUUGUCUUAUCUUUACCAGGUAAUUUUUUUUUUUUGGUUUUCUUUAUUAUUCCUUGUCUUGUCUCUGUCUCUGUUUUCGUCUUUUUUUUUUCCUUUCUGGAAAAUCGAGUGGUCGGAGGAAAACGAAAGAUUAGGUACUAAACGCGCUAACGUGCGCUGUGUCUGCGUAGUUUAAUUUUUUUUAAUUUAAAAUCGAGGAGCGCGUAACGCACACGCGGCUUUGAUUUGAUGGUUAUGAUGAUGACGAUGACGACGACGACGAAGAUGGCGAGUGAUUGGGGAACAUGGGAAGAGCUUCUUCUUGGCGGCGCUGUUCUCCGCCACGGAACCGGCGACUGGACCGUCGUCGCCGACGAGCUCCGUUCUCAUUCUCUCCCCGAGAUUUUGACACCUGAGAUAUGUAAAGCCAAGUACAAUGACUUGCGAGAACGUUAUUUGGGAUGCAAAGCUUGGUUUGAAGAGCUUAAGAAGAAACGAGUGGCUGAGCUUAAGUUAGCUUUACUUAAAUCCGAAGACUCGAUUGGGUCGUUGGAAUCAAAGCUUCAGAGUCUGAAAUCAGAAAGCAAUGACGAAGAAUGUCAUCAAAACAAUUAUGACUCUAGCCGAACGUUAUCACUCGAGCCUUCUCCAAAAUCCGAAGGCGGAGGAGAAUGCACGAGCAAAGACACAUCCAAAGAUUUGUCAUCAGCUGGUAGUUUCACACAGCAAGAACUUACCACAACAAACUGGUCACCAGAAGCUCCAGCAAUAACAAUAGAGCAAGAAGAAAAGAAAACAAACGUAUUACACAACGACAUUUUCGAGUCUGUGUAUGGAGUAGGAGGAGGAGGACAAGUGCUUCCUAAUAUGAGGAAGAAACGAGGCAAGAGAAAACGAAAAGGCUGCAGCAUUGUGGAGGAAAGCGAUGUCUUGGAUUCUUCUCUGGAUAUUGCUAGUAUUUCUAGGAGUAAUAAAGAAGCUGCUUCUACUAGUAGCAGCCAAAGCCGAGGUCACGGAUUGGCUUCACCAGAGGAGCUUAUGAAGAUAUACAACUCUAUUGCAGAGAACGAAUGUGCACUCGUCUUCCGUAGAAGGCUUGAUAGCCAGAAAAGGGGAAGAUACAAGAAACUGGUCCGGAGGCAUAUGGAUUUAGACACAAUAAAAUCAAGAAUCAAUGGUUGUUUGAUAACUUCAGCGAAAGAGGUUUUCAUGGAGUUUCUUCUGGUGGCAAACAAUGCAGCCAUUUUUUACUCUAAGAACACUCGUGAGCACAAAUCCGGUGUGUCCCUUAGAGACAUUGUCACCAAGUCUCUGAGACACUAUCUGACAGAAGAUCAUCAUCUUCAUCGCAGCAGUAGCAUUACUACAAGCACCACCAAAGUUCCGGUUCAACCUUCGACGUCUAAAUCUCCUCCUGUCCGAACAAGCUUGGCAGCUAAAAAACCGAGAACCGGAACGCACCCUCUUAAGACGGUUGUGCAGGAUAUAGUGAAACCUUCAAGCGGAGGUAAAAGAACACCAGUUGCUAGUAUGAAAUCCUCGGCGGCGAGUAAGAAAGGAACGGUGGUUGAGAGAAGAAGAGACGGUAGACAAGUGAACCGAGGACUUGAUUCUCCGGCAUUGAAGGGGAGAAAGAGGAAUCGAGUGAGAUGAUUUUGAUCAUUUGAAGUGUUUGUUUCCUUAUGUUGUUGGUAGUUAGGCAGAGAAAAGACUUAUCUGAUCAGUGAAGUUCAUAAUAUUGGGUCAAUAUGAUCUGCAGGCAUAGAUACUCUUGAUCACUGGUGAAACUAACUGUUUAUAGAAAAUGUACAUCCCAUAAUCUUAUCCGUUAAAUUGUUAGAAAA
Molecule: messenger RNA, 1936 nt
Organism: Eutrema salsugineum
Lineage: Eukaryota; Viridiplantae; Streptophyta; Magnoliopsida; Brassicales; Brassicaceae
Exons: 5
Coding region: 342-1745 (467 amino acids)
Molecular function (GO): protein binding
Source: RefSeq, a predicted model, not a curated record